AGAGGUCUCACUAUAGAUGUGUUGAACACAAGUGUUGACCAGUUUUUGGGUAUACCUUAUGCCGAACCACCGGUCGGUGCGCUUAGGUUUGCAAAACCACAACCAAUAAGAAAUGCCAAAACUGAUAUUAUUGAUGCUACAAAACAUGGAAAUAUUUGUUGGCAAACGGUUUCAAAAAGUAUGGAAUUCUUUGGGAAAUCAAACUUAAGUGAAGACUGUUUGGUACUAAACAUAUGGACACCUAAUGUGGGAAACAAUAACCGAUCGAAAACACUAAAACCAAUCAUGUUUUGGAUACAUGGAGGGGCUCUAGCAAUGGGUUCAAUAAAGUUACAUAACGGCAGUGUUUUGGCCACCAAUGAUGUCGUUGUUGUGGCCGUGAACUACAGACUCGGAUGGUUUGGUUUCAUAUACGGGGAUCGGGAGGACGCACCCGGAAAUGUGGGCUUUUAUGACCAGUUAUUGGCUCUCAAAUGGAUCAGAGAAAAUAGUCAUUCUUUUGGUGGGGAUAGGGAUCGGAUCACUAUAUUUGGUGCAAGCGCCGGUAGUUGGUCCGUAUCGGCACAUAUAUUAUCGCCGUUAACACGUGGACUGUUUAGACGGGCUAUAAUGCAAAGCGGAUCCAUUUUGGGUAAUAAGGACAGGGAUCCUGUCAAUAGGACUGAAGCAUUAUUACAGACAAAAAGAUUAGCAAAACAACUGAAUUGUACGGAACGGGAAGAUUGGCUCAAAUGUCUGAGAGGUGUCGACGCCUCAGAGUUUCCGAAACUAUAUUCAUGGCCAACAUAUCCCGUGUUUGGCACCCAAUACCUGCCCCUUUCAGUGACUAAUUCAUUUAAAAGAAAUAAUUUUCAUUCAGAUAUCGAUAUAAUGGCCGGCAUUACACAGAAUGAGGGGUCAGCCCUCUCAGAGGGGUUUAUGAGUGUACCCAAGAAUAUGAGUGUCCAAGUGAUUAAGGAGCUGGUUACUCAAAUGAAUUCCACUUACCAUGGAUUAGAUGUGGGUACAUUGAUCAGAUAUUACCUAGGUAAUGUCAACAAAAACAAUGUAACAGCCCUUCGAUGGGCUUUCUAUGACCUGUUCGGGGAUUUCUCUAUGAAUUGUCCGACUUAUCUGUUCGCCAAACAAAUGGCUAAACAAAUGGGAGACAAACAUAACGUAUACUUCUAUGAACUCACGUAUCAAAUGCCAGAACUGAUCCAAUUGAGUGGUAUGGAUGACAAGGGUAUUAUUCACGGCAUGGAUGUGCCCUUUGUGUUUGGCAUACCGUUCCUUCAUCCUGAGUUUGCCACACCAGUGGAUGAAGUGUUUAGUAGAUAUGUCAUGAAAAUGUGGACUAAUUUUGCGAAAUACGGCAAACCGGAUGAACAAUGGCCUCAACUAUUGGGCUAUAAAAACGAGAUAAAAGUCUUGGAUUUAAAUCCAAGAAAUGUGACUUUAGUAUUGGAUAAUCCUUAUGAUUUAAUCGAUAGUAUUGAUGUGAACACGACAUCAGGUGUAGUGAGAGGUCUCACUAUAGAUGUGUUGAACACAAGUGUUGACCAGUUUUUGGGUAUACCUUAUGCCAAACCACCGGUCGGUGCGCUUAGGUUUGCUAAACCAGUGCCAAUAAGAAAUGCUAAAAAUGAUAUUAUUGAUGGGAGAAAACAAGGAAAUACUUGUUGGCAAUGGGUGUCAAAAAAUUGGGAUUUUUUGAGAAAAUCAAACUUAAGUGAAGACUGUUUGGUACUAAACAUAUGGACACCUAAUGUGGGAAACAAUAACUCAUCGAAAACACUAAAACCAAUCAUGUUUUGGAUACAUGGAGGGGGUUUGACGGGAGGGUCUAUUGAAUUAUAUAACGGCAGUGUUUUGGCCACAAAUGAUGUGGUGGUUGUGGCCGUGAACUACAGACUCGGAUGGUUUGGUUUCCUAUACGGGGAUCGGGAGGACGCGCCCGGAAAUGUGGGAUUUUAUGACCAAUUAUUAGCUCUCAAAUGGGUUAGAGAAAAUAUACAUCAAUUUGGUGGGGAUAGGGAUAGGAUUACUAUAUUUGGUGAGAGCGCCGGUAGUUGGUCCGUAUCGGCACAUGUAUUAUCGCCCUUAACAAGAGGUUUGUUUAGACGGGCUAUAAUGCAAAGCGGAUCCAUUCUGGCCAAACAGGACAGGGAUCCCGUCAAUAGGACUGAAGCCCUAAAUAUGGCCAAAGAGUUAUCAAAACAACUGAAUUGUACGGAAGGGGAAGAUUGGCUCAAAUAUCUGAGAGGUGUCGACCCCUCGGAAUUUCCAGCACUUUAUAAGUCGCCCACGUAUGCCGUGUUUGGCACCCAAUACCUUCCCGUUUCCGCACAAAAUGCAUUUGAAACUAAUAAUUUUAAUACAGACAUCGAUUUAAUGGCAGGCAUUACACAGAAUGAAGGGUCGACCCUCUCAGAGGCAUAUAUGGGUCUACCCGAGAAUAUGACUGUCCAAGGGUACAAUGAAUUGUUAGCUCAUUUAAACGCCAGAAAUUACCCAGUUGAUGUGGAUAGUGUGACCAACUUUUACCUCCGGGGUGUCAACCGAAGUAAUUUAACAGCCCUUCGAUGGGCUUUCUAUGACCUGUUCGGUGAUCUCUGUAUCAAUUGUCCGACUUAUCUGUUCGCCAAACAAAUGGCUAAACAAAUGGGAGGCAAACAUAACGUAUACUUUUAUGAACUCACGUAUCAAAUGCCAGAAAUUGCACAAUUAGGACGUUUGGAGGACAAAGGAAUUGUUCACGGAAUGGAUGUGCCCUUUGUAUUUGGCAUACCGUUCCUACUUCCUGAUAUAGCCACACCGGUAGAUGUCAACUUCAGUUUACAUGUCAUGAAAAUGUGGACUAACUUUGCUAAAUAUGGUAAACCUUAUGAACAAUGGCCUCAACUAUUAAGUGCUAAAAAUGAGAUAAAAGUGCUGGAUUUAAAUCCAUGGGAUUUGAAUAAAGUAUUGGAUAAUCCUUUCCGCAAUACUUGUGAUGAUAGUAUUGAUGUGAACACGACAUCAGGUGUAGUGAGAGGUCUCACUAUAGAUGUGUUGAACACAAGUGUUGACCAGUUUUUGGGUAUACCUUAUGCCGAACCACCGGUCGGUGCGCUUAGGUUUGCUAAACCAGUGCCUCUUAAAACACCAAAAAAUGUUAGCCAGCUAUUUUUGGUAAUAUGUGGAUUUCAAAUCUGCCUAAUUGUAUGCAUUGAUAAUAGUAUUGAUGUGAACACGACAUCAGGUGUAGUGAGAGGUCUCACUAUAGAUGUGUUGAACACAAGUGUUGACCAGUUUUUGGGUAUACCUUAUGCCGAACCACCGGUCGGUGAGCUUAGGUUUGCUAAACCAGUGCCUCUUAAAACACCAAAAAAUGGUAUAAUUUACGGCAUAAAUCGUGGACACAGUUGUGUGCAAAUGGAGUCACGAAUGACUGCUCGGGAAGAGAGUCUAAAUAUCACACAAAGUGAGGACUGUUUGGUACUAAACAUAUGGACACCUAAUGUGGGAAACAAUAACUCAUCAAAUGAUACACCACUCAAACCUGUAAUGUUUUGGAUACAUGGAGGGGCUCUCACUAUGGGAUCAAUAGCUAUGUUUAAUGGCAGUGUUUUGGUGGCCAAUGAUGUGGUGGUUGUGGCCGUGAACUACAGACUCGGAUGGUUUGGGUUUAUGUAUGGGGAUCGGGAGGACGCGCCCGGAAAUAUGGGAUUUUAUGACCAAUUAUUAGCUCUCAAAUGGGUGAGAGAUAAUAUCCAUUUGUUUGGUGGGGAUAGGGAUCAGAUCACUAUAUUUGGUGAGAGUGCCGGCAGUUGGUCCGUAUCGGCACACAUAUUGUCUCCCCUAUCAAAGGGCCUGUUUAAGAGGGCUAUUAUGCAAAGUGGAGCACAUUUUUACAACAAGGAUAGAGAUGUGAUCACAAAAUCUGAAGCUUUACUAAUGGCUAAAGAGUUAGCAAAUGAAUUGAAUUGUAGUGACUCUGAUAAUUGGCUCAAAUGUUUGAGAGGGGUUGACAUUCAGGAUAUACUAAGCUAUCAAUUUAAUCAUACGAGACAUGUAAUACAUAUAAAUGAGAUGAAGGGUAGUUGGGCUAUAUUCCCGGUGUUGGGCACAGAGUUUAUGCCAUUUUCGGCACAAAAGACAUUUGCAAACAAAAUAUAUGAUUCAGAUAUCGAUUUAAUGGCCGGAAUUACAAAGAAUGAGGGGUCGCUGCUAUCGGAAAUGUUUCUGGGAGUACCAGAAAAUUUAACCCAGAAUCUAUUUAAGGAAUUAGUGGUUAAUAUAGAUGACUUAUUUCAUGGAUUAAAUGCUGAUAAUGUGACCGACUUUUACCUCCGAAACCCAAAUGUACGCAUUAAACAUGAGAUAAUCAAAUCCAUGACAUUUGAAGAAAUGGCAAACAUGGAAUACAUAAGUCGGACAAUUGAUAAAGAGAUCACCGAACAGGCCGUAGAAAGCCUGUCGAAGUGCCGU
Molecule: messenger RNA, 4452 nt
Organism: Oppiella nova
Lineage: Eukaryota; Metazoa; Arthropoda; Arachnida; Sarcoptiformes; Oppiidae
Source: the annotation of a GenBank genome assembly